Rotaria sordida is the source of this 1653-nucleotide messenger RNA. The record is from the annotation of a GenBank genome assembly. Lineage: Eukaryota; Metazoa; Rotifera; Eurotatoria; Philodinida; Philodinidae.
AUGUUUCCUCCAAUAAUGGUUUAUACAUGGUCAUUUACUGCAGCUACACCUUCUUUUCGUUGUCGAACACCAAUGGAUGAUAUAUCGGAAGUUUCAAUAACUGAUAAAAUUCUACAGAAUUAUAAACCAAGUGAAUCUCAAUGUGAUCAAUAUCAAAAGCAAAUAUCUUUAAGUGAAUGUCAAAGAUGUUUUCAACUAACUAAUGAAACUUAUUAUAAUGAUACACAUAUGAAACCUUGUACUAAUUUUAUUUUUGAUCGAACAUAUUAUCAAUCAACACUUGUUGAAGAGUGGUAUAUGGUUUGUAAUCGAAUAUCUCUUAAAAGUUUUGUUCAAAUUGUUUUUUUCUUUGGUUAUAUGGUUGGUUCACUUGUAUUUGGUAUUCUAUCUGAUAAAUUUGGUCGACGACCUAUAAUGGGUGUUUCAUUUGUUUUAAUAACUAUUGCAAGUUUUAUGUGUGCAUUUGCACCUCAUCCAAAACUUGGAUUUGAAAUAAGUUAUGCAUUUUUUGUACUCGGUCGAUUUUUACUUGCUUGUGCAACACGUGGUGUUGCUCUUACAGGUUUUGUUAUUGGUUCUGAAAUUGUUGGACCAAAACAACGUUUAUUUACUGGCAUUGUUAUUGAAUAUUUCUUUGCUGGUGGUGAAUUAAUUCUUUUAGGAUUUGCUUAUUUUAUUCGAACAUGGCGAUUAUUAAAUACAGCUUUAGCUAUAUUAUCAAUACCAUUUCUUUUCUUUUAUUUUAUACUUCCAGAAAGUCCACGUUGGCUUAUUUCGAAAGGACAUUAUAAUCAUGCAGAAAGAGUUCUUCGUCGAAUAGCUAAAACAAAUGGAAGUUUUUUUGAUUCAAUAGCAUAUGAUGAUUUAAUCAAUGAAGAAAAAAAAAGAGAAGCAUUAUAUCCAAAGAAAUCUCAUGGUUUAAGAAGUUUAUUUCAAUCAAAAAUUAUGAUUAUCAUCGCAAUUAAUAUGUCAUUUCAAUGGUUUGUACAAAAUCUUGUUUUCUAUGGUGUUUCACAAAAUACUGGUGCAUGGUUAACUGAUCCAUAUAUAGCAUUUUUGGCAGGUGCUUUAGUAGAAAUAGUUGCCUAUUUUGUUGUUCAUCUUGUACUUAAUCGAUGGGGUCGUAAAUUAGUCUAUUGUAUAUUUGUACUCUUAUUUGGACUUUUUUCAUUCUUUGUUGUACCUAUUCAAAUGUUUAUGCUAAAAAAUAGUCAAGAACAAUAUAUUCUUAUGUUUAUAAUAAAUGUUGUAUUAAAAUUUCUUGCAUCUGGAUCUUAUGCUAUUAUAUACAUAUAUGCAAAUGAAUUAUUUCCUACACAAGGACGAAAUACAGGAAUUGGACUGUGUUCAAUGGUUGCACGUUUUGGAGCUAUUAUUGGAACAUUAUCAAAUGAUCUUUUAGCUCGAGUAUGGAUUCAUUUUCCAAUUGUUGUCUUUGGUACAACAUCUCUUAUUGCUGUAGUUUUUGCAACAAUAUGUCCAGAAACAAUGAAUAAACCAUUACCUGAAACAAUUCAUGAUGUUGAUCGAAUGGGUCUUACUUGGCCAUGUUGGAAACCAAAAACAUUGAUAUGUGAAGAUAUGAAUGGUAUGGCUGAUAGUGAUGAACAUGUAUCAUUAAAAAAUCAACUCAAAGAAAAUGAUAGUUUUUAA